Messenger RNA from Pogoniulus pusillus (Red-fronted tinkerbird), 6430 nucleotides. RefSeq names its product dishevelled associated activator of morphogenesis 2 (gene DAAM2). The transcript is spliced from 26 exons. The record is from RefSeq and is a predicted model, not a curated record. Gene Ontology annotation, molecular function: actin binding; small GTPase binding. Lineage: Eukaryota; Metazoa; Chordata; Aves; Piciformes; Lybiidae. Bases 298 to 3549 code for a protein of 1083 amino acids. Gene Ontology annotation, biological process: actin cytoskeleton organization; regulation of non-canonical Wnt signaling pathway; positive regulation of canonical Wnt signaling pathway.
GGGCCGGCCCUGCCUCCCGGAGCCUGCAGCGCUGCAGCGGGGCUGGGGAAUGGGAAGCAGUUCCUGAUCUGGGUCCGAGUGAGCGCAGCAGCUAGCAGCAGCGGCCACCCCAGCAGCCACUCCAGGUCCACCAGCUCCAUUCGCUCAGCAGCAUCCAGCCUGAGGAUCAGCGCGCUGCCUGCCUCCCUGACACGGGCUGGACGUUCCUGAGCACUGAGCUCAGCUGCUCUAAAAAGCAAGUAAGAAAACACACAGCUGGAUGAAAUUGAACAUGAUCAGAAGAUAGCAUCGUACACCAUGAUCAUGGCGCCCCGGAAGAGGAAUCGUCAUGCGUUGGGGUUUCUUUGUUGUUUCGGGGGCAGCGACCUCCCUGAAAUCAACCUCAAGGACAACAACCCACUCCAAUUUCUUGAGUUUUCUGUCCCAAUCCCACCAGCAGAAGAGCUCAAUGCCAGAUUCUCCGAACUUGUGGAUGAAUUGGAUCUCACAGACAAGAACAGAGAGGCUAUGUUUGCACUUCCUCCAGAGAAGAAAUGGCAGAUUUACUGCAGCAAAAAGAAGGAACAGGAAGAUCCUAAUAAACUUGCUACCAGCUGGCCAGAUUACUACAUUGAUCGCAUCAAUUCCAUGGCAGCAAUGCAGACUCUGUAUGCUUUUGAUGAAGAAGAAACAGAAAUGAAAAAUAAAAUAGUUGAAGACUUGAAGACAGCUCUGCGGACUCAGCCCAUGAGGUUUGUGACCAGGUUUAUUGAGCUGGAUGGCCUGAGCUGUUUGCUGAACUUCCUGAAGAGCAUGGACUAUGAGACCUCAGAGAGCCGUAUACACACAUCCGUUAUAGGAUGCAUCAAGGCACUGAUGAACAACUCCCAAGGACGGGCUCAUGUCCUGGCUCACCCAGAAAGUAUCAACAUCAUCUCCCAGAGCUUACAAACUGAGAACAUUAAGACCAAGAUUGCUGUGCUGGAGAUCCUAGGGGCUGUCUGCUUAGUACCGGAUGGUCACAAGAAAGUCUUGCAAGCCAUGCUUCACUACCAAGUCUAUGCUGCAGAAAGGACAAGAUUCCAGACGUUGUUGAAUGAGCUAGACCGAAGCAUGGGACGCUACCGAGAUGAAGUAAAUCUCAAAACAGCCAUCAUGUCCUUUAUCAACGCUGUUCUGAAUGCUGGUGCUGGUGAGGACAAUUUGGAAUUCCGGUUACACCUACGGUAUGAGUUUCUAAUGCUGGGAAUUCAACCUGUCAUUGACAAGCUAAGAGGACAUGAGAAUGCUACACUGGACAGGCACUUAGAUUUCUUCGAGAUGGUCAGAAAUGAAGAUGACCUGGAGCUUGCCAAGCGGUUUGACCUAGUACACAUUGAUACAAAAAGUGCCUCUCAAAUGUUUGAGCUGAUCAAGAAGAGACUGAAGCACACAGAUGCCUAUCCCUAUUUGUUAUCCAUCCUCCAACACUGCUUGCAGAUGCCAUAUAAGAGGAAUGGUGGAAACUUCCAGCAGUGGCAGCUGUUGGAUAGAAUACUCCAACAGAUUGUUCUUCAGGAUGAACGAGGAGAUGAUCCAGAUAUAGCGCCACUGGAAAACUUCAAUGUCAAAAACAUCAUUAAAAUGCUGGUGAAUGAAAAUGAAGUCAAGCAGUGGAGGGACCAGGCAGAGAAGUUUCGUAAAGACCAUGCCGAGCUGAUGAGCCGACUAGAGAAGAAGGAGCGGGAAUGUGAGACAAAGACCCAGGAGAAAGAUGAAAUGAUGAAGACACUGAACAAAAUGAAAGACAAGCUGCAGAAGGAGUCCUUGGAGCUGCGCCAGACCCGGGACCGGAUGAAUGACCUGAUGGCUCAGCUUAAUGAGUUCUCGCAAGGGGGCAGCAUUUCCUUCCCACCUCCACCCCCUCCACCUCCAGGUGGCCCAUUAGCUUUGUCCUCUUCUCACAUGCCUGAGAAUUUGCCACCACUGCCACCUCCUCUGCCCUUCUCCAGCUGUCCACCACCUCCAGCUCCACCACCUCCUCCAGGAGGACCUCCUCCCCCACCAGGAGCACCACCUUUCUUCAGCAUGGGGAUGCCACCUCCUUCAACAACCACCUUCAGCAGUGGCACCAGCCUGAAGAAGAAAUCUAUUCCACAGCCUUCACACCCACUGAAAUCCUUCAACUGGGCCAAGCUGAGUGAGGAGAGGAUCCAUGGUACAAUCUGGAAUGAGAUUGAUGAUUUGAAGGCAUUCAAGGUUCUGGAUCUAGAAGACUUUGAAAAAAUGUUCUCCGCUUAUCAGAGACACCAGGACCUGCUAACUAACCCCUCCUCCUGUAAGCAGAAAGAGAUGGGUUCAACAGAAGACCUUUACCUCUCCACACGGAAGGUGAAAGAACUCUCUGUGAUUGAUGGCCGGAGGGCCCAGAAUUGUGUCAUUCUUCUUUCCAAGCUGAAGCUGUCUAAUGAAGAAAUCAGACAAGCAAUCUUGAAGAUGGAUGAACAAGAAGACCUAGCAAAAGAUAUGCUUGAGCAGCUGCUGAAGUUUGUUCCCGAAAAGAGUGAUACUGACCUGUUGGAGGAGCAUAAACAUGAAAUUGAGCGUAUGGCCCGGGCAGAUCGAUUCCUCUUUGAAAUGAGCAGGAUUGACCACUAUCAACAGCGACUUCAAGCAUUAUUCUUUAAGAAGAAGUUUCCAGAGAGGCUGGCAGAAGCAAAACCAAAAGUGGAAGCCAUUCUUCUGGCAUCCAAAGAAUUAAUCCGAAGCAAGCGUUUGAGGCAACUCCUGGAGGUAGUUCUGGCCUUUGGGAAUUACAUGAACAAGGGACAAAGGGGAAGUGCUUAUGGCUUUAAAGUCUCCAGCCUGAACAAGAUUGCAGACACCAAAUCCAGCAUAGACAGGAACAUUACACUGUUGCACUACUUAAUUAUGAUCUUUGAAAAGAAUUAUCCAGAUAUCCUAGAUAUCCAGUCUGAAUUGCAGCACCUUCCUGAAGCAGCAAAAGUCAACCUGGUAGAGCUGGAGAAGGAAGUCAAUAACAUAAAGACCGGAUUGAAAGCCGUUGAAGCUGAGCUGGAUUACCAAAAGAGACGCAUGCGGGAAUCAGGGGACAGGUUUGUUCCUGUCAUGAGCGAUUUCAUCACUGUGGCCAGUUUCAGCUUCUCAGAAUUAGAAGACCUUCUCAAUGAAGCUAGAGACAAGUAUGCCAAGGCACUGAAGCAUUUUGGAGAGAAUGAGGGCAAGAUGCAGCCAGAUGAAUUUUUUGGCAUCUUCGACACUUUCUUACAGUCAUUUGCAGAGGCCAAGCAAGAUCUGGAGAAUAUGAGGAAGAAAAAGGAAGAGGAGGAGCGCAGGGCACGCAUGGAGGCCAUGCUAAAAGAGCAGAGGGAAAAAGAGAGGCGACAAAAGAAAGCACAAGCUGGAAGCAUCUCGGAAGAGAGUGGGGAGUUUGAUGACCUGGUGUCAGCAUUAAGGUCAGGUGAAGUCUUUGACAAAGACUUAUCCAAGCUGAAGCGUAACCGCAAGCGUUCAGGGAACCAGGGCUUAGAGACAAGCCGGGAGCGUGCGGUGACAAAGCUAAAUUAUUGAUUACAAGAGGAAGAAAAAUAAUCAACCAAAAGAAGGUGAUGAAAAAGUGCAAAGCAAGGAAGAUGAAUGUGUGUGAUGGCACCUGGCUGACAGCUGCCCCAAAGGAUUUCUUUGGUCUGCGGCUAGAGAUGCUACCUUUCCAUGGUCAGCUUUUCUCUCAUCCCUCUUCUGUGCUCCUAAUUUGAACCAUUAUAAAAGUGCCUCUGUGAAGCCAGCAGGGCCUGUGACUGGACCAUGCAGAGCUGACAGUUUUGCUUCUGGGAGUUUGUGUCAUCGAAGGCCUCAUGGUGAUGACAGAAAGUACUUAGGCCUUGCAGACUGCCUCACAGCUGGAGAAAGAUAAUUGUCUUUGAGCUGAAGUGAAAGCUUGUCAUGACCUCCAUCUUGCUGAUAACAUGCAAGACUGAUUUCAGAGCAGCUCUCUCAACACUUGUUCCUUCUUCAAGAUGUAGACUGACCUUCAGGGGCUUGCCAAGAUCUGGUUCUGGAAGUUUCCAGUUGCCUUCCAGAACUGGAUUUUAUAAACCACCAAUUAGCACCUGAAAAAUGCUUUUGAUGUCAUGUUCCAUAGAGUGCUUUUGUGUGACAUGCACAGUCCAAAGCAAGUGAUGCUGAGGAGGAACUAAUCAGUUUCUAUACACAGUCCAAAGCAAGUGAUGCUGAGAAGGAACUAAUCAGUUUCUAUACACAGUCCAAAGCAAGUGAUGCUGAGGAGGAACUAAUCAGUUUCUAUACACAGUCCAAAGCAAGUGAUGUUGAGGAGGAACUAAUCAGUUUCUAUACAUAGUCCAAAGGAAGGGAUGCUGAGGAGGAACUAAUCAGUUUCUAUACACAGUCCAAAGCAAGUGAUGCUGAGGAGGAACUAAUCAGUUUCUAUACACAGUCCAAAGCAAGUGAUGCUGAGAAGGAAUUAAUCAGUUUCUAUACACAGUCCAAAGCAAGGGAUGCUGAGCAGUUUCUGGCACAAAUUUCAACUCAAGAAUGAAGAUCAACAUAAAAUACGUUGCAGAAAUCUAUUGGAUUCUCUUUGUCUAGAAGCAGUUUUCUGGGGUUUGUUGAUGAUUGAGCCUUGAAGCUGUGACGUGCAUGUUCUAGGAAAGAAGCUUUGGCUUUUCUUCAGAAAACUAAGCCACACCCAGGUUGAGAUUACAAGCAGAUGACUGUGGAGCCUGUUAUUGCUGGAGGGUGGUAGGGGAACAGAAGAACAUGUCUUACCUGUUUGUACAAGAUUCCUUCAUGCAGCCCGGAGGAAAUCAGAAGCUCCUUAGUGUCAUCCACCAGUCACAAGUAGCAAAAAUCAAACUGGGACACUGGCUUUGAAACAUGAGAUUUGUUUUCCACUUGAUGCCAACUGUGACUGCUGCUGGCAUGAACUGGCCUUUCUGUCUAACAUGCUGAUCUUCACUGCACACACCCUGCUCCUGUCUAGGGAAGCCAUGUAACUCAGUAAGAUAUGAAUGGUGUCAAAGGAAAGCCUUGGAGCCCACAGCCUUUUUCAAUUUGGAGGGAUCAUGUGGAAUAAACCAACAAGGACAUACGUGAAGAAAGCUGAGAAUUUUUGCAGGAGGACCCAGAAUUGUGUAAGCCAAACAGACUUUGGAGCUUGGUUAAUUUGUAAAAAGAUAAAUUCACAUUUAAGCUACAUGUAUGAAUCACACAGUGAAAAAGCAAAGAACAACAAAAAAAGUUGGCUUUGGUUUUGUUUGGUUUGUAUUAUCUUCACUGGAGAAAGAAAAGAGGAAAAGAAAGAAAUGGUUAUGGAUUCUUCCUCCUAGACAAGAAAAAGAGAACAUGUAAGAAGAGGGACCCUCCAUCUACAAACUAUGCAUCAAUAGUCAACAGCACAAAAUGCCAAGGCAUUCCAGGGAAGUGAAAAGAGCCCUGUUUGUCACUUUAAUGACUUGGUCUGACUCUCUUUUUCUCAAUGUCACCUAACCUCAGGCUCUGCACUGAGUCUGCAGAACAGAACUUCCUCUGCUAUGCACACUGCCUGAUCAGUAUUACGCGCUAUCGGGAUUGGAGAAGCAAACUGUGGUUGAUUUUCUUAUGUCCUAUGAAAAGAAGCAACAACAACAACAACAUCAAAAAUCAGAAUUGUUACCCUCUAAUGCUUCAUUGUUUACUGAAUUUUGAGUCUCCCAGCCCAGAUUUUUUUCUAUUAACAACGUUCCAGACUGCCGCGCCGCUGUAUAAUACUCAUCGUAAAGAGCUGGUAUCUUACAAGAGCUGGAUGCAUUCUCCUCCCCUACUAUCCCACUCCCCUUCUGGGAUUAGCUAUUAACAGCAAUGCCCAUUGCAGUGGACACAAGCACCUUGUAGAUGAAAGACUGUGUUUUGUAAAGGUUUUUGAAAGUUUAAGGGAAACUCUUGACUUUUUAAGGCAUUUUUAUUUUAAAUGACAAGAUGGGUUUUUAGGAAUGUCUCCUGUAAAUUAAUAUAACAAGCUCCUUGCUGCUCCCUAAAGUAGACAUGCUAUAUUCUGGCCCUUUUUGUUUGUCUUGGUUUAAAGCAUGCCAUAUAACCUAUGCCAUGUAAGCCAUAUGAGAGGUGAUCCUAUGUGCCAAAUUGGUAUACGGUCGAGUUUAGAUCUGGAUAAUCCCUGAAUUCCAAAGAUGAUACUUUUAGGGAUUAGAAAACUGUUGGUUUCUCCCCUUCCUUUUUUCUCUUUGGGUUUAGGACUCACCCAGAAAUUCAGGUGUAGUACCCAGGUCAGUCCUGGUGUGAAAUGAUGUGAGUCGUGGCUCUGUCCAACUUGCAGCUGCUUGCUUGCUCCCCGGGUACUUGUUUGCUAAGGCAGACUGUCAGCGUGACAGCGCCGACAGAGAAGAAACACCUCAGGGCAAACCUCUUGGUUAUAAUUACAGCAUUCCCUCUACCCCCA